This is a messenger RNA of Endocarpon pusillum Z07020, 1083 nucleotides long. RefSeq lists its product as uncharacterized. The transcript has 4 exons. The record is from RefSeq and is a predicted model, not a curated record. Lineage: Eukaryota; Fungi; Ascomycota; Eurotiomycetes; Verrucariales; Verrucariaceae. The coding region runs from base 1 to 1083 and encodes 360 amino acids.
AUGUCUUUGCCUCCGCCUCCGCCUGGACCACUGCCUCCGCACGCCAACGACGACCGGGGAAAAGCUGCAGUGGCUGUGUACUGGGCUCAAGCCGCCAUCGCCAUCAUAAUCGUGGCGCUGCGAUUCUACGCUCGCAUCCUCAUCCGCUCUCUUGGCGCAGAUGAUUGGCUCAUGUUUUCGACUCUCCUGAUCUUCAUCGCCAUGUCCAUCUUGAUCACCUACCAAUCCAGCCUUGGCGGCUUCAAGCACAUCUACAGCGUGACGCCAGCCAACCUCCCCGAAGUCGGCAAGGUGAACUACAUGUUGCAAGCCUGGGGUCUCUUCUCUUUCGUGACCGGCAAAGCAGCGGUUGGCUACCUGAUCCUACGGGUCAUGGGCAACCGGUUUGUGUGGCAGAAAUGGACGAUCUGGGUAGCCAUCGUUCUUACCUUGGUGCUUAAUUCGGUGAACAUCGUUUUGACGUUUGUGCAAUGCGACCCUUCACGUGCACUAUGGCAGAAGGAUAUCAAGGCGAAAUGCUGGGAUCCAAAGGUUCAGGCUGAUUUUGCGUUUUUCGUGUCUGCGGAAAACACAUUUGUCGACGUCGUCCUAGCCGUCCUCCCCGUCACGAUCCUCUGGAAGCUCAAUAUGACGUUCAGGAAUCGGAUGAUUCUGUGCAUCCUCCUGGGACUGGGACUUUGCGCCGCCAUCUGCGGUAUAGUCAAAAUGACCUACCUCGGCUCUCUGACCGCGCGCUCCGAUAUCACUUGGGAGACAUACAAUCUGGUCGUCUGGUCCGGCGCCGAGACCUUUGUCAUCAUCAUCUGUGGGAGCGUCCCGCCCUUGAAGACGCUCUGGAGCAAAUACGUCUCCAAGAGUACCCUCAUCGGUCCAGACACCCGCCAGCGAUAUGGUGGUGGUCCGGAUGGUGAAAGGAUGGCAGCGAGGAUGGCGUCUGAUAAGGAUUCGUCCUUUGCGUCGAGUAAGACCGGGGUGAGUCAUGUUGAGUCCGAGCAUAGAAAGGAUUGUAUGAAGAAAGGCGGCGCGAGGGAGAUCCAUACGGUGAGAGAUUUUGAGGUGUCGAGUGCGCAGAUGAGUGUUUAA